AUGGGUUUUAGAGAUUUCAAAGCUUUUAAUUUAGCUAUGUUAGCUAAACAAGGGUGGAAAUUAUUAUCAAAAUCUCAUAAUCUCGUCUCUCGCAUAUUCAAAGCAAGGUGGAGCAUUGGUGAUGGUAGUAAUAUAAAUAUUAUGAGAGAUCCUUGGUUGAGAAGUAAGGAAGGCGAUUACAUUACUGGCCCCCAGAUCUCAGGUGUGUAUGACAUGUGUGUGAAUGAUCUUUUACUCCAUAACUCUAAACAAUGGGAUACCCAAGCUAUUCAUGCCUUAUUUGAUCAUGCAGUGACAAGUGAAAUUAUGAAGGUUCCUCUGUUAGGAGAGGUGACAGAGGAUGGCAUAAUAUGGAAAGAGGAAAAGAACGGUGAGUAUAGUGUGCGAUCGGGCUACCGGUUAUGGAGGAACUCUCGGCGCCAUAAUCAGGUAGGGAGCGGUGCGGAAGUUUGGGAUAACAUCUGGAACAUUAUGGCCCCUCCUCGAGCGAAACACUUAUUAUGGAGGAUUUGUAGACGUUGUUUGCCGUUGAGGGUCAGACUCCUCCAGCAUUAUGUCCAAUGUCCUUCUGUGUGCCAAAGUUGUGAAGUUGGCGUGGAAGAUGAUUGA
Molecule: messenger RNA, 609 nt
Organism: Lathyrus sativus (Indian pea)
Lineage: Eukaryota; Viridiplantae; Streptophyta; Magnoliopsida; Fabales; Fabaceae
Source: the annotation of a GenBank genome assembly